UGUAUAUAUAUGCUGCUUUUGAUGGAUUAAUGCAAGAAACCGCCUAUACUUGUGAUACUUUACUGAUUUGUGGUUACAUUUUGUUUUCCAGUAUACAAGUUUACUGAUUUGAUUCCACCUUUUAUGUGAAAUUUUGUCAUUAUGUUGCAAUCGUUUGUCAUGAAAUCUAGAACAGGAUACAAAACAUUUCUUGAGAAAUUGUUAGUUUCUUGAUUACAUAUUGGGUAAAAGACCAAAUCAACAAAGAGUAAUUGGUGGUUACUUUUGUUGGAUCUGAAUACCUGAUCUAUAGCAAUCCUUAUUCCUUACUACCUUUUUCCCAAUGAUAAUGCUCCUCCUCUGUACCUAAACAAACUUUAUGUAUACUUUCACGGACCGUCCCACACUCCCAAAAUAUACUUCACCUAACAAAUGUUAGCUUGUUUUACAGCGGGGGGAUGCUUACUUUCUUUAUAUAGCCUGCUGCUUCGUAUUUCUUAAGAGAGAGUGGAUAAAAAUAAUGAUUUUUCUUUUUAUGCACACAAUGUAAGUCUGAAACAUUGAAUAGGACAGAACUUAGGGCAAAACAAGGACUAUAGAGAGUCAUUUGAUGUUGCAGUAGCCAGAGCAGUUGCAGAUAUGAGAGUUUUAGCUGAAUAUUGUCUUCCUCUUGUCCGAGUUGGUGGCUUGUUUGUUGCUGCAAAGGGACAUGAUCCUCAGGAGGAAGUGAGAAGAGCAGAGAGAGCAAUACAUUUGAUGGGUGCAACUAUAUUGCAAACUUGCAAUGUUGACUCACACAGCAAGUAUGGGCAGAGAACUGCUGUUGUAUGUGUGAAAGGCGGUCCGAGCCCAAAGAAAUAUCCCAGAGAUCCAGGAACUCCGGCAAGGUCACCACUCUAAAUGUGCGCGCCCUCCACAGCCGCACAUCUGAAGUGCCAAACAUAUCAAAUAUUUUGCAUAUAGCGGAGAAUUUACCGAGUUUGAAGGGGAGGCAAGCAGGUUGGAGGGUGGGCAAUGCAUGCAUAACAAUUAACAAAGCAAAUAUUCUGUAUCAUCAUGGAAAAACAAAUGAAUGUUUGAUUUGGAACAGAGCAUGUCCUAACAAUUAACAUCACAUAUCAUGUGAACAAACUAAUUCUUUUUUG
Molecule: messenger RNA, 1124 nt
Organism: Cuscuta campestris
Lineage: Eukaryota; Viridiplantae; Streptophyta; Magnoliopsida; Solanales; Convolvulaceae
Source: the annotation of a GenBank genome assembly